GAAGAGAAAGAGCGCCAGGGAGAGGAGGAGCUCAGGGAGAGGGAGGCGAGAGAGGCUCUUUGAAGGGCUCGGCUGUCAGAGGAGCCCUGCCUGCUCAUGUCAGCGUCUUUCCACUCUCUCCUCAUCCGUCUGACUUGCUGCUUCCUCUGUCUGCUUUGAGGUUUUCUGGAGGGCCACCUGCCAUUACCACUCUUUUCCACAUGAGGUGCUGUUACACACGUCGGAGAUCACAGUUUGGGAAGGUUACGAAUGCUUUGGGGAGCCCUGGUACUCUCCGCAGGCGACGUGUCACUGAGAGGGCCCCCUGGAGGUCACGGGCAGGGGAACCGGAGCAGUGGGCCGGGCUCAGGGAGGCGUGGCCUCACCCUUAUAUGGACGGCAGAAGGCUGAAGCUCUGGAGUGACUCUUGCUGCUGCCCCGUGGUUCUCUGAGAGGUCCUCUCCUCUGGUACUUCACGAGGGCUGUUCAGGGCCGUGCUUUGUUGUUCUUUUCUGUUGGACUGUGGCUCCCCGUCCCCAGACAAGAGGAGCCUUGGUGUCAGAGGAGACUGCCGUCAUGUCUGCCUGCUAGUCCCGGCGUCUUCCUGUGGCUCACCGGCCCCGGUGGAGCGGUGCCGCUGGGCCUGCACCUCAUCGCCGGCACAUCUGCCCCGGAGGUCGCUCUUUACCCCCUCCCCCAGGGGAACCACCGCCUCAGAAUGAGAGAGGAGCUCCACAUGCUCUCUCUCUUCACCAGGACACCCUACUUCUGACAGACCUCUUCUUGUUGCUAUGAGACAGCAUCUCGGGGCAGAGUCUCCGCUCACCUGGCCUUUUCUUUGGCCCUGAGGCCCACGUCACCAUGGCGACGCCGGCCUGGUACCACCGGGACAUCAGCCGUGUGCAGGCCGAGGAGCUUCUGGCCCGGGCAGGGCAAGACGGCAGCUUCUUAGUGCGGAACAGUGAGUCAGUGGCGGAAGCCUACGCCUUGUGUCUGCUCUUCCAGCGCCAUGUGCACACGUACCGGAUCCUGCCUGAUGCGGAUGGGCUCCUGGCAGUGCAGACCUCCCAAGGGGUACAGGUGAAUUGUUUCCGGACGCUGGGGGACCUGGUGCUGGGGUACCAGCAGCCCCACAAAGGCCUGGUGACCCCACUGCUGUACCCCGUGGGCCAGGAGGCCGAGCUGGGAGAUGAGAGCUCUGAUGGGGAAGACGAAAGGCUGGGUGUGACGUCGUCAGGGUGGAGCCCCGGCCCGGCCCCGCCCAUGGCCCCGCCCCCUGGCCUCACCAUGAGCCCAGGCUCCCAUCUCUUUUUCCUGCACAGACUGCAGGAGCUCUCCAGCCAGAGUGUGGCCAGUGACAUGGUGGCCCUGUUCAGCGAGUACCUACGCACUGAGCUUCCUCAGGAUAUGGACAGCCUGCGGAGGGGGGGAACAAGCCUGCACAGCCUGCAGAGGAUCCUGGGCAGCACCUGCGAGGGUCUGCGCAGUGAGAUAGACCUGACUUUGUCCAGCUUGGAGACCCUGGCCAGAGUGUUUGACCACCCCACCUGUCCUCUACUCAGUCCCAAGUCUCAGAAUACAGGGAAGCUGUCAGACCAAGGGCUGGACAGCCUGGUGUGUAAGAUCUCAGCCUUGUGCAGCCUGCUGUCUUCACUGGAAAAGAGGGUGCUUAAGGCUCUGCAGGAUGCUGUAGCCAAUCACAAUCUGGCCGUGCAGCCGGCCCCACCCCCUGAGACUGCUAUGGUAGCGAAGCCGUGGGCGAGACCCGUCCCGGUAUGCAGCUUCCAGGUGAAGGUGUCACACUCGGGCAGGCAGCUACUGUCGAUCGACGUGGACAACGGGGUCCUGCUGUUUGACCGCAAGUCAGGGGCCUUCGGCGUGGAGACCGUGUCACAUGACCGCAUCCUGAAGCUGAUGAGGUUCCACACUAAUCCAGGGAAACUGUGCAUGGUGGUGGACAGUCACACCCACCCCCCCCGGGAGAUACUGUUCGAGAGUGAGAAGAAGUGUGAGGCCUUCUGCCAGUUACUGCAGCUGCUGAAGGCCAGACGGGCCCCACACAGCCACCCGGACGCCAUCUCCGUGUUCGUGGGCACCUGGAACAUGGGUCAGUGUGGGUCCCCUUCGCCCAGGAGCCUCCUGUCCUGGGUGAAAUGCUGUGGCCUGGGGAACGUCCCAGACGAGACCACGAGGACGCUCCCUCAUGACAUCUAUGCCUUCGGGACUCAGGAGAACCCGCAGGGGGAGAGGGACUGGGUGGAGCAUCUGAGGACGGUGCUACGAGCUGCUACUCACAUCGACUUCAAGCUGGUGGCAGUACAAUCGUUGUGGAGCAUCAGGCUGGCCGUGUUUGUGAGGCCGGAACAUGAGAAGCGUGUCAGUCACGUGAGCGUGGCCAGUGUGAAGACAGGCCUUGGGAACACACUGGGACACAAAGGAGCAGUGGGGGUGUCCUUCCUCUUCAGUGGCACAUCUCUGGGCUUUGUCAAUUGUCACCUGUCAUCUGGGAGUGAGAAGACUGUGAGGAGGAACCAGAACUUCCAGGACAUCCUGCGGCUCUUGUCCCUUGGCGACUGGCAGCCAAGUCCAUUCGACGUCAGCCUUCGCUUCACACACCUCUUCUGGUGUGGAGACCUCAACUACCGGCUGGACCUGGAGGUUCAGGACAUCCUGAAGCACGUCUGCAAGCGGGAAUUUGAGGCUCUGAUGUGUGCUGAUCAGCUGACCCGGGAGCGCCACAAGAGGAAGGUCUUCCUUCAUUUCAGUAAGCGACCCUGUCUAACAUCAGUUCCCUGCUCACAUAAAUGCGAUUCCCUUGACCACUGCACCACCCACAGGCCAGAGCAGGCAUGGUCGUCUCAGUUAUUGUCCCUCCCCUCACUUCUUCUCCUCUCUAAUCUCUCCAGCAUUUUCUUCACAGAUGAAGAGAAGAUCUUGUUCCCUCCCACCUACCGGUACGAGCGCGGGUCCAGGGAAUGCUACCAGUGGGAGAAGUACAAGACCUCGGGUGUUCGCGUCAACGUGCCUUCCUGGUGUGACCGCGUGCUCUGGAAGUCCUACCCGCAGACACACCUAGUCUGCACUGCUUAUGGCUGCACAGAUGAUAUCACAACCAGCGACCAUUCCCCUGUCUUUGCCACAUUCCAGGUUGGGGUGGCAUCACCAAUCAUCUCAAAACCAGGUGAGGCCACCUGUGAUUUACCUGACUGCGGUUGGUCACCCUACUCACAACCAUGCCCAUACCUACCAUUGAGGACACAAAGGUCAAGUCCUCAGUAUUUUAUCUGCAACUCCAAUAACCACAGUGCAUUAUGGGGCACACCUAGGGUGGAUAACACUUUUGACUUGCUCACAACACAUCUUUCUUCACAAUGUUCUUGCAUGUUUACAUACCUUAUUCUGUCCUGUUACUCACACUUAUUCCCAACAUCUGAGCAAUGGUCAAAGGUCAAAGUUCAUACAGCCUAUGUGUUUUUAAUGUGGGGGUUUCUGCUGAAAACAGACACAGGGCCAAGUGAGAGGGCAUAUAUAGAGCUGGAGGGCGUGGAGGUCAUCGUCAAGACAGCCAGCAAGGCCAAAUUCUCCUUGGAGUUUCACUCCAACUGCCUGGAAGAAUUCCGGCGUUCCAGCGAGAAUGAUUCCCAGAUCUGUGAAGUACCGGGCUUCCUCAAACUGGGCUGGUCUUCCAGACAGCUGCCAAAGCUCUUUCCUGUCAUCUCAGACAUGGAGCAUCUUCAGGACCAGCACCUGCUAUUGUCGGUUAAGUCAUGUGACGGUCUCGAAUCCUAUGGUGAAUGCUGUGUAGCCCUCCGAAGCCUCCUGAGCUCUACAGCGGAGGCGUUUGAGACGUUCCUGACCCACCGUGGUGAGGAGAUGGGCUCCCUUCGGGGCAGACUACGAGUCCAUGUGCCCAAGGACCGGCGACAGAGGCGGGAACGGACCUACGAGUGGUUCUGCUUUGAGAAAGACGAGAGCAGCUUGGCUAGAGGUAGCCCAUCCCACCCAGUGACUGGUGGCCCUUCUGCACGGUCCCCAGCUGGACCAUCUACACUAGUGCCAGCUCAGCCUGCCCAGGCUCCUUCGGCAUCAGUGCCAAGCAGCUACACCAACCCUGCAUACUUCAUCUUUGAGGGGAUGCCCAUUCAGCGUUUCGCGACGGAGGACCCCACCCCGAAGCGGGACCCCCGGGUGGUAUGGGCCAGGGACUCUGUCUUGCAGCUUCCCAAGGUGUCCCCGAACCAAAGUCAGCAGGGGAAGUCCACCCGCAGGUCUGACUUUACGGAGAUCGAAAUUCCAGGAUGCCUUCCCCACUGUCGGCCGUCUGGGGAGGCUCCGUCCUCCUACCAGCUUUUUCCAGCCCAGGACAGGGGGUCGGGGAACCCCUCCUCAAGGCUGUCUCUGAACAGCACUCCACAUUCCCCAGAACGCUUCCCCUACAGGGAUGAUGUGGUAUUGCAGCCGCGGUCCCCUGCUGUACAAAGGAACUUGUACUGGAACCGUUCAGCUGUGGCGAGGGAAAUGCCCUGGGCAUACAGGAAUCUGCCCCGGAAAACCAGCCCCCGGCUGAGCCUGGAUCCCCCAUCUGGCAUGCAUAAGACUCCAGCACUCUACCCCUAUUCCUCCACCAGGGUGCCCCACAGGGAAGCGGCAUCCUGGGCGGUCGGACCCCAGCCAGACCCCCCAGGGGACCACUCUCUGACAGCCUUGCAGAUCGCCAAGUCACUCAGUGAGAUGGACUUCCUGCCUGUAGACCACAAAAUCCCCACAGCCAUUCCUAGAGCCCAGCAGAGGAAUCUGGGCUACGAGCUCAGCACUGUUUCAGAGAAAGAGGCACCGGUACUGCGUGUUGCUCCGGGAUCCGUGUGGGAGCUUCUGAGCAGCCUGGGGCUUCAGCGCUACACCCUGGGGCUCAGUCUCAAUGGCUGGGAUGACCUGCUUUACUUUAGUGAGAUCACAGAGCAGGACCUGCGGGCAGCUGGAGUGACCAACCCUGCUCACCGCAGACGGAUCCUGGAGAACCUGCCCAGGAUCUGGGAAUGAGGACCAGGCUGCUGGGUCUAGCGGUCGGCUCCCAGGCCAGGUCAGCAGCCUCAAUCACAGAGGGUCUCGCAAGCCUCUCCACAGGUCAUGUGAUCCCACAGCAGGCCGGAGUGUGACGGCAGCGACUUCUGACUGCAUCCAUGAAAAGAGCUGAAAAGCAGAAAAAUGGCAGCGACGUUCCUGGUGAUACAUUCCCGUGUUCUUGUUUCCAGACAAUUAAAGAACCCUCCUGAAACCAUCUUCGUUUCUAAAAUAAAGUGCUGUGCCGUCGGGUUUAGGACGCCACUCACCCGUCUGCCUAUGGGAACCAAUACUGUUUACAGCUGAAUGGGUUUGCUUGGUCAAUACUGACAUGGCACUUGGCGAGUGAUUUGGCGUUAACUGUUUGUAAAAGGUACGUCUUGUUGUUUUUCAAGCAUAAAUUACAAUGUGACUUUCUGCA
Messenger RNA from Paramormyrops kingsleyae, 5461 nucleotides. Lineage: Eukaryota; Metazoa; Chordata; Actinopteri; Osteoglossiformes; Mormyridae. The record is from RefSeq and is a predicted model, not a curated record.